Molecule: messenger RNA, 1577 nt
Organism: Condylura cristata (star-nosed mole)
Lineage: Eukaryota; Metazoa; Chordata; Mammalia; Eulipotyphla; Talpidae
Gene: RHEBL1
Product: Ras homolog enriched in brain like 1
Biological process (GO): small GTPase-mediated signal transduction
Cellular component (GO): plasma membrane
Molecular function (GO): GTP binding; GTPase activity; GDP binding
Source: RefSeq, a predicted model, not a curated record
AUGCGCAGGUGCGGCUCUCCCACUCCACUACACCAAUGGCGGCCGGCCUUGGGGGUGGAGCCUGGGGCGGCGCGCGCCGCAGUUCCCGGCGCCCGCUCCUGUGCGUUAGUCUUGCACUGUUGUGAUCACGUGGCCGGCUACGGGCGCGGCGCUCGUUUUGGUUUCCGUCUGACUAGCCCCUGGCCCUUUAGGGCUUACAGCAAUAUAGUGACUCUUGGCAAAGAUGAGUUUCUUCUCCACCUGGUGGAUAUAGCAAGGCAGGAUGAGUACAGCAUUCUGCCCUACUCAUUCGUCAUGGGGGUCCACGGUGAUGUGCUUGUGUAUUCGGUCACCUCUCUGCAUAACUUCCAGGUCAUUGAGAAUAUGUACCAAAAGCUGCAUGAAGGUCAUGGGAAAACUCGGAUGCCUGUUUUGCUAGUGGGGAACAAGGCAGUCUCACCAGAGAGGGAGGUCCAGGCAGCUGAAGGGAAGAAGCUGGCAGAGUCUUGGGGUGCGAUUAUGGAGUCAUCUGCUUGAGACAAUCAGCUGAUUCAAGGCCUCUUCUCCAGAGCCCUCCAGGAGACUGAGCGGGUAGAGAACGCCUAUGGACGAGAGCGUCACUGCAGGCUCCUCCAACACAUACAGCAUGGAGUAGUGGUCUUGAGUUGGGACCUGGCACUUGCCAGGUUCCAGCAGGGGCAAAACCACAGGACUUCAUGGGUAUGGCUUCUGGCUGUGCCUCUGGCCCUCUGGGCAUACAGUGUGGUACCCUCAUGUUGCACACUUUACCCAGGCUACAGUGGUCUGGUUGUGUGUUUACAAAGGGGCAAGGGUGGCUCGUGGCACUGACCUCUAACCUGCUUUCUGCUAGAUGAGCUGUUCCAGCCUGCAGCGUUGGAACGUGAUUCUUGGGCAUCAUCGUUUAUUUAGGACCCAGUCUCCAGUGUGAGAGGAGCUUUGAUACCUGAAGUGGAGCUGGCUCCCUAGGGUUGACGAUAUACAUAAGCAAAUAAACUGAGGAAUCUUUUUAUCAUUACUUUCUCUGCCUCUGGGGAGAGCUGUGGCCAGUACACUUUUUGCUGACCUUUGAUGGGAAAUCCAGGCUAAUUCUUUUCUCCUACCUCAUGUCUAUUCCUUAUUCCUCACCCACCCAGGACCAUUGCCAUAACACUCACUACUUGCCUUUCCCACCUUUCUUUCUACUAACUUUUUCCUCUGUAGGUACCAGUUGGCGCCACUCCCAUCCAAAUGUAUAGGUCUUUAAGGUCCCUUGACUGCAGAAACACCGCCCUCUAGUGGCCAGCUGCCACAUGCUGCCCCAGCAUCCAUCCUGGGGCCUUAGCAUUUGCUGGAACUGAGAGAGGGUAGGGGUUGGAGAGGAGGAAGGAUGCACCUCAUUUCCAACAUGGAAGAAUUGAGGAGUGGAGAGGUGGGGACUAAAGUGCUAGGAAGAAUCUGGCUUUCCAAGAGUUAAGAAAUAAUGCCCCUGGUUUGUAUCCAAGAGUUAAGAAAUAAUGCCCCUGGUUUCCCUCCAUGUCUCCGGUGUCUUUCAUUAAAAUGGAUGUUUUUAUGCUUUUGGUUUUUGUGCUUUUCAGACC